Messenger RNA from Capronia epimyces CBS 606.96, 1683 nucleotides. RefSeq lists its product as uncharacterized. Gene Ontology annotation, molecular function: oxidoreductase activity, acting on paired donors, with incorporation or reduction of molecular oxygen; heme binding; monooxygenase activity. The record is from RefSeq and is a predicted model, not a curated record. NCBI's taxonomy places the organism in Eukaryota, Fungi, Ascomycota, Eurotiomycetes, Chaetothyriales, Herpotrichiellaceae. The coding region runs from base 1 to 1683 and encodes 560 amino acids. The transcript is spliced from 2 exons.
AUGGGUUUCUCGACCGACUUGGACGUGCUCGAUCUGCUUCACGCGACAGUUCGGUCCUACAAGGGCGUAGGAUUGCUCCUCCUCGCACUGGUCAUUCUCACUCUGCUGAUCGAGGCAUACCGGACAGAUCUCCCUCGGAUCCCCGGCAUCCCCCAAGUCCCUUGCGCGCUCCCCUUUGUCGGCCAUCUGCAUCGGCUCGGAGGGAGGAUUGGCCAGAAUGACAGCACCGUCUUCACGCAAUGGGCCAAGGAUCUCAAGUCAUCUGUCUUCCAGUGUCUCUUGGGCAGCCAGAGGACCGUCGUCGUGUCGGACUGGCCGACAAUUCGAGAACUCUGGCUGAGGCAGUCCAAUGCCCUGAUUGACCGGCCUCACCAGCCUGGCUUCGUCGACAAGCUCGGUAUCGACCUGACAGGGUCGUGUAUGACGGAUCAGAUUCGCAAAUGCCGCGCGGCGGGAAUGCGAGCGUUGGCAAAGGUUGGUGACGCGCCCCUGGUCAUGACUGGUCAAAGGCCUUGGGAAUCCUCCUCCAUGCUGACCGGCGUCCAACAGCCAGCUUGGCCCAAGUACUAUCAUCUCAUCGAACCCUCGUCGGCACAAUUCAUCUCUUCCCUUCACCAGCGAUCAGACAAUGGCAAGACCCCCAUCGACACCUACGCCUUCCUGCGCCACAUUGUGUUUGACCUGGUCCUGUCGCUGACAUAUGGUGCCCGUUUCGGCAAGGUGGACGACGAUUUCACCCUGGGCCUGAUCAAAUCCAUCAAUGCCAUCUCGUCGUUCCGCUCGAGCACCAAGAAGUACCGCUUUUUCGUCCCCCUGCUGCGUCUGCUGCCAGAUCCCACCAGCCAGAUCGUGGCCGCGGAGAGGGCGCGCGCACGAUAUCGCGACAUUCUGUACAACCAAUACAAGGAUCGCAUUGCCCGCGGCGAAACCGUCGACUGCAUCGUCACCUCCCUGACCGAGGACAAGUUGACCGAGGAGGAGAUUCAUGGCACGUGUCUGGGGCUCCUCCAAGCCGCCCCGGACACCGUCGCUUCCGGCUUGUAUCAGGCCAUCGCCUGGCUCUCGUCCCCGGAAGGAAGACCCACUCAAGAACGGGCACUGACUGCCAUUCUCGACGCCUACGGUGGCGACCGGACAAAGGCAUGGAAGAACGCCUUUCGCGAGGAGAAGGUGCCACUCAUCAGCUCCAUCAACAAGGAGACCCUGCGCUUCUUCACCGUGACCCCGUACGCAACCCCACGCCGCACCACCGAGGACGUGACGCUACCCAAUGGUGUUGUUCUCCCCAAGGGCAUCACCCUGGUCAUGAACGCCCAGGAGGCCAACCACGAGGAGGCCCACUACGGCGCCGACGCCUGGACCUAUAAGCCGGACCGCUUCAUCACCAACGAAGCCGGAGGAGGACUGCCGCAUCUCACAUUCGGGGCAGGAAGCCGCAUCUGUCCGGCAGUGGCCAUCAGCAAUCGCAUCAUCUGUGCUCUGCUAACCCGACUGGUCCUGGCCUUUGAGAUGGAUGGUAGCGAGGACGAGGCGCGCCGGCCCAAUGUCGAUGCACUGGACUUCUCCAACGUCUACGACUCUUUAGUGGCACACCCAAGAUUCUAUGACUGUCGGUUCAAGGCACGAGACCCGGACUGGCUGGAGAACGAGUUGGCCGAUGAGCUCGCUGCUUCGGCCGACUAG